UUGCUCCAAGCCCAGCCGCCUCGGCCACCCAUUGAUAAAAUUUUUUUCUGAUUUUUUUUCUUGCUCUGAUCAGUUUUAUUUGAUUUAGUGAGAAUUUUUUAUUAUUGUAAAAAUUGGCUUUUAAAAGUUCUGAUCUUUUGCCAAAAUGGCAAAUAUCGACUAUAUGAUGGACCCGGGGUGGAAGUACUUGCGGCAGGCACAGGAUGAGGCAUUAAAGGAGCAAGCAGCUCGUCGUUUCGACAACAAGACUCAUGCAUGGGUACCAGAUGCAGCUGAGGGGUUCGUGACUGCUGCAGUUGCAGUUCAAGAAGGCGACAAUCUGACAUUCACCAUGCCAGAUGGUACACCAAAGAAGCUCACCAGAGCUGAAGUUCAGGAGAUUAAUCCGGCGAAAUUCGAGAAAACCGAGGACAUGAGCAAUCUGACAUUCUUAAAUGAAGCAUCUGUUCUUCAUAACUUGAGACAAAGAUAUUAUUCCAUGAUGAUUUAUACUUAUUCGGGACUUUUCUGUGUGUUCAUCAAUCCCUACAAGAUGCUUCCAAUUUACACGGAUUCCGUUGCCAGUAUGUAUGUGAACAAGCGUCGUGCGGAAAUGCCACCUCACUUGUUUGCUGUCUCUGAUGAGGCUUUCAGAAAUAUGAUGUCUGACAAGGAAAAUCAAUCUAUGCUUAUCACCGGAGAGUCUGGAGCCGGAAAAACUGAGAAUACCAAAAAAGUUAUUGCAUACUUUGCAAUGAUCGGAUCCGGAAACAAGGAUCAGAAAUCGGAAUCAUCAUUGGAAAAUCAGGUGGUUCAAGCUAAUCCAGCUAUUGAAGCAUUUGGAAAUGGAGCAACUACCAGAAACUACAACUCUUCCCGUUACGGAAAAUUCAUUAGAAUUCAUUUUGAUAGAAAGGGAAAAUUGGUUGGAGGAGAUAUUGAGCAUUAUCUUCUCGAAAAAUCUCGCGUGAUCAAACAAGCUCCCGGAGAGCGUUCCUAUCACAUUUUCUAUCAAAUCAUGACUCAGAAGGCGUUGAGAGAGAGAUACGGAUUGAGUGACAACAUUCGUGACUACAAAUUUGUAUCACAAGCCGAGAUUACUGUCCCAGGAAUGAAUGAUACCGAGGAGUGGCAAAUCACUGAUGGAGCAUUCAACGUGAUGGGCUUCUCGGAACGCGAGAAGGAUGAUCUUUACAAACUGUGCUCCGCCAUUAUGCACAUUGGAAACUCGACAUUUAAGCAAAAGCCAAGAGACGAACAAGCUGAGGUAGAUGAUAUGACGAGUCCAACUGCCGCUUGUAAACUAUUUGGAAUUAAUACUGAUCAAUUCUUGAACGCUUUGACGAGACCAAGAAUAAAGGUUGGAAUGGAGUGGGUCAACAAGGGGCAGAAUGUCCAACAGGUCGACUGGGCAGUUGGAGCAUUGUCCAAAGCAAUCUACGCUAGAAUGUUCAAUUGGCUCAUCAAAAGAGUUAACAAGACACUUCAAGCUAAUUCAGAUGAAAUGGUUUAUUAUAUUGGAGUACUUGAUAUUGCUGGAUUCGAAAUUUUCGAUCGCAACUCUUUUGAGCAGCUGUGGAUCAACUUUGUAAAUGAGAAGCUUCAGCAAUUUUUCAAUCAUCACAUGUUUGUUUUGGAGCAAGAAGAAUAUCAAAGAGAGGGCAUUGAAUGGACUUUUAUUGAUUUUGGACUCGAUUUGCAGUCCUGUAUUGAGUUGAUUGAGAAGCCUCUCGGUAUUGUGUCAAUGCUUGAUGAGGAGUGCAUUGUACCAAAAGCAAGUGACAUGACAUAUGUAGACAAACUUCUAACUCAACAUCUCGGAAAGCAUCCAAACUUCCAAAAAGCCAAACCACCAAAGGGAAAACAAGCUGAAGCUCACUUCUCAAUUAUGCACUACGCUGGAACAGUUCGAUACAAUGCUGAACAGUGGUUGGAUAAGAAUAAGGAUCCAUUGAAUGAUUCGGCAGUUGCUAUAUUGAAGACAAGUGAUAAGGAAGGUGUGCUUUAUCAGUUAUGGGAGGAAUAUCAAACAGAUGUUGAUAGAGAGGAAAGUGAGAAAAGAGGAAAAGCUCAGGCAAAGAAGAAGGGAAAAUCUGCAUCGUUCCUUACUGUUUCGACUAUGUACAGAGAAUCAUUGACUUCUUUGAUGACUAUGCUUCACACAACACAUCCUCAUUUUAUCAGAUGUAUCAUUCCAAACGAGAAGAAGACAUCUGGAUUAAUCGAUGCUCCAUUGGUUCUCAAUCAGCUCACGUGCAACGGUGUGCUGGAAGGAAUUCGAAUUUGCAGAAAAGGAUUCCCCAAUAGAAUGAUGUUCGCCGAUUUCCGAUUCAGAUAUGCUAUCCUUGCAGCUGAUGAAGCUUCUGAUAAGGAUGCGGCUAAGGCUUCAAAGGCAAUGCUCCGUAAGUUGAGCAAGAAUAAUCAGCUGAAUGUGGAUACUUUCAAAGUUGGAACCACGAAGGUGUUCUUCAGAGCUGGUAUGUUGGCUCGUCUGGAAGAACUGCGUGAUGAGGCUCUGUCUGCAGUCAUCCUUAAGUUCCAGUGCUCCCUUCGGCAUUAUCUUGCUCAGCUCGAGUACAAAAGAAGGCUCGAUCGUGAGGACGCAUAUCCGAUAAUUCAGGAGAAUAUUAGAGCUUGGAUCAAACUACGAUCCUGGCCUUGGUAUCGUCUAUUCUCGCGUCUGAAGCCUAUGCUCAAAGGAAUGAAGUCGAACGCCGAAAUUGAAGCUCUUGAGAAGAAGUGCAAGGAAUUGGAGGAAAACCACAAGAGAGAGGAAGAGGCUAGAAAGAAAUAUGCCGAUGAGCUCAGAGCCAAAAUCGAUCAAUACGAGGAGACAAAAGCUGCUCAUGAGCGUGACCGUAUGCUUUUAGACAAGCGUAACAAAGAAAUCGAAGAGCUGAACCGAAACCUCAAAGCCGAAUCCGAAUCGAAUUAUGAGAAUGCCAAAAAGGCAUCUGAACUCGAGAGAUUGAGAGAGAAGGAGAAAAAGGAGUGGGAUGAGAAAGAGAGAAGAAUGCAGAUGGAGGCUGAAAAUGAGGCGAAUCAACAUAAGACUCAAACUGAAAAACUCAAGGAUCAAAUAUCGACAUUGCAAACUGAUUUUGAGAAGGUGUCAGCUCAAAGAAAGGCUCAAGAACAAAUGAAUGCUGAACUUGUUGAUGAAGUUGCAUCGUUCAAGCAGAAAGCCGAACGCGCUGAGGAACAAAAGAAGAAGCUCGUCGAGGAUUUGGACAGCUUGGAUGAUAAGUUGGCGGCCGAGAAAAGAGCUAACAAUGAGCAUGUUAAGCACAACAAGAAGCUCGAGGGACAACUCAAGGCCACUCAGACUCAGCUGACAUUGGCUCUCAAGGAGAAACAUGAAUUUGAUGUGGAUUGCAAGAGACGUGAAUCUGAAAUUGGAGAGCUGAAGCUUAAAGCACAAGGAGACGCGAAUUUGAUCUCGAAGCUUCAGGCAAUGCUCCGCAAAUGUAUUUCUCGAAUCGAAGAACUUGAAGAGGACUUGUUGGAGGAACGUAAACUCCGAAUGAAGGCAGAACGACAGUUCAAUGAGCUCCGUUCUGAAUACGAAGUUCUCCAAGAGCAAAUGGCUGAAGCUAGUGGACAACUUACGGCGGAAGCUCAUAUCAACAAAGUUCGCGCUGAGGAAGUGUCGAACCUUCGACGAGAUUUACAGAAAAGAAAUUUGAAUCAUGAAGCUUAUAUUUCGGAUCUAUGCAAUAUGCAAUAUGCAACUGUCAACAAUUUGAGAAAUUUGUCCCAGCAAUCCGCAACUCUGGAAUCUGAAGCUCUUCGUAUUUUGGAUCACCGCCGUGCCCUCAGCAAGCAACCACUUCCGAGAGUUUACGUCGAGGAUCCGGAUAGUGAUUCGGACUAAAGAAAAUUGAUAUAUUUUACCAAACCUUCUCUUUUAGUUUUUUUUCUUGUACUUUAUCUUCUGACCCUCUUUACUCUGGCGCCAACUACUCAAAUAAUUUCACUUUCAGUUUUACUCUUUCAAUUUUAACUGUUUUUUUUUUCUUUUUCUCUUUUUCUCUUUUUCAAUUUAUGAUAAACCAAUUCACCUUUUUC
Messenger RNA from Caenorhabditis elegans, 4047 nucleotides. It is a transcript of the gene myo-6, whose product is annotated as Myosin motor domain-containing protein. The record is from RefSeq and is marked reviewed. Gene Ontology annotation, molecular function: cytoskeletal motor activity; ATP binding; actin filament binding. NCBI's taxonomy places the organism in Eukaryota, Metazoa, Nematoda, Chromadorea, Rhabditida, Rhabditidae. The coding region runs from base 146 to 3853 and encodes 1235 amino acids. The transcript is spliced from 23 exons. Gene Ontology annotation, cellular component: sarcomere; myosin complex. Gene Ontology annotation, biological process: left/right pattern formation.